Messenger RNA from Seminavis robusta, 1743 nucleotides. The record is from the annotation of a GenBank genome assembly. Lineage: Eukaryota; Bacillariophyta; Bacillariophyceae; Naviculales; Naviculaceae.
AUGGCGAUCUGGCUGCUGCUACUACUUUUGGUAGCUCCCAGCACAGUGCUAGGAUACUGCCGAAGAGACAAAUCUUGCAGUUCCUUUGACGUUUCCGAAUGCAACGGUCAAUACGGCUGCUGGGCGCAAAUCACAUCCUCCAAUUGCCACACUACCUACCACAAUACCGGUGGAUCUUACUACUCGUGCAGCAAAUCGUGCGAAACCAAGUACAGCGAGGACUGUAGCAUUUUAUUCGCAGAGGAGAAAUGUAAACGCAAGAACAAUUGCGAAUGGAAGGGGGGUGGAGUCGAUGCGUCGGUCAUUGGGCUCGCCAUUUUGUUUCCAAUUCUGGGCAUCAUCAUCUUUGGUGGUUGCUUCUACUUGUGCUGGCAAAAUGGAAAUUGCUGUUGCAAAACGAAAAACCGGGGAGAGUGGAGCACUCCUGUCAAAGACGAGAACGAAGAUGACGUCGUGGCCGACAUGCCAGACGAUCUGGAACGAGUAGUGGUGGAAGAGGCCGUACCCAAUCACCCAAGCUGUGACCCAAACAGUUCUGCAAUAAUCUCGGAGGAUGAUAUCAUGGAGGAACCGGAAGAUGCAUAUGCAUUCCACGCUGGCUCAGGGCAUUCCACAAACAAUAGCAUCGCGAAUGACACAACUGCUAUCAUCAAAGAAGACUACAAGGAUCCAGUGACAGGCAUGGUGACCAUCACAGUCCAUAAACCUACCAAAGACACAAUGGUUGGUAUUAGCUUUCAGCAGGAAUGCGGGCCAGUCAUAUCAGGAAUCAAGGAGUUUGGGUUGUUGCAGGGAUCAAAUCUAGAGGUGGGGAUGAGAGUGAUCAAAGUGAAUGGGAUGGAUUGCUCCGAGUCAGCAGAGUAUUGCACCAUGCUCUUGAUGUCCAUUAAAGGAGACCUUUCAAUUGUGGCCAAAUGGGAUCCCACGAGCAGCAGCCUGGCCAAUGAGACAUCAACAGCUUUGAUUGUUGAAGAUUACAAGGACCCGAGAACAGGCAUGGUAACCAUUACAAUGCACAAACCCACCAAGGAUGCAAUGGUUGGUAUUAGCUUUCAGAGGGAACAUGGACCCGUGAUUUCAGGCAUCAAUGAAUUUGGGUUGUUACAGGGAACCAAUCUAGAGGUUGGGAUGCGAGUGGUCGCAGUGAAUGGAAUGGAUUGCUCGGAAUCAGCUGAAUACUGUAACAUGCUCUUGAGGAACAUUUCAGGAGACCUCACCAUUGUUGCCAAAUGGGAUGACGAAGGGAGACUUGAAAAAGCAGGCUACCAUGCGGCUAAAGGGACCAGGUCCACCACCAACAUGGUUCACCCUGACGAUGGUGCACAGGAACCGAAACUACCACAACCUGUCAAAUCUGAGUACUUUGAUACCAGGCUUGACGGCGAGAAAGAUGCAGGGACGAUUGUACUGAAUUCCAAGGGCCUGGCGUACUACGGAGAGAAGAAAGUCAAAGUGGCGUGGUCGAACAUUCAAAAGCAUCUAGGCAAUGCAGCUGGCAGACCCAAAGCCCUCCUGAAAAUCACCCACCGAAUAAGAAACAAGUCCUACCAGUUCCAAAUGAAGGACAGAGAAGAUCUCGAUAGGAUCAGGAACGAUAUCAAAGAACAUCUUCGUAUCCACUCGAGCGAAAACUUGGGUCGUGAUUCCUUCACCAGCCACACAGCGGAUGCGAGCACCACCAGCUUCCUUCAUGAUUCCACAGCAAGCUUCGCCGAUGGUAACAUGGUUGACCCACCAGUUUGA